UGGAGGAUGUCGCCGUCGGGGUGUUUGAGGUUGAGAUUGAAGGCGCCGCGGGGGAUGUCACCAUCAGGGUGUUUGACAUUGAAAUUGAAGGUGCCGCGGGGGAUGUCUCCGUCGGGGUGUUUGACAUUGAAAUUGAAGGUGCCGUGGGGGAUGUCUCCGUCGGGGUGUUUGACAUUGAAAUUGAAGGUGCCAUGGGGGAUGUCACCGUCGGGGUGUUUGAGGUUGAGAUUGAAAGCGCCACAGAGGAUGUCUCCGUCAGGGUGUUUGAGGUUGAGAUUGAAGGCGCCGCGGGGGAUGUCACCAUCAGGGUGUUUGACAUUGAAAUUGAAGGUGCCACGGGGGAUGUCACCAUCGGGGUGUUUGAGGUUGAGAUUGAAAGCGCCGCGGAGGAUGUCUCCAUCAGGGUGUUUGACAUUGAAAUUGAAGGUGCCGCGGGGGAUGUCUCUAUUGAAGGCGCCACGGGGGAUGUUUCCGUCGGGGUGUUUGACAUUGAAAUUGAAGGUGCCGCGGGGGAUGUCACCGUCG
Molecule: messenger RNA, 525 nt
Organism: Laccaria bicolor S238N-H82
Lineage: Eukaryota; Fungi; Basidiomycota; Agaricomycetes; Agaricales; Hydnangiaceae
Exons: 2
Source: RefSeq, a predicted model, not a curated record